Molecule: messenger RNA, 2360 nt
Organism: Papilio polytes (common Mormon)
Lineage: Eukaryota; Metazoa; Arthropoda; Insecta; Lepidoptera; Papilionidae
Gene: sotv
Product: exostosin-2
Exons: 7
Coding region: 170-2311 (713 amino acids)
Cellular component (GO): membrane
Molecular function (GO): glycosyltransferase activity
Source: RefSeq, a predicted model, not a curated record
UGUCAGAUGUCCGUCAAGCACUGCGACAACUCAAAAUUCUCGUGAAGCUUCACCUUUGUAUAUAGUGUUUUACAAAUUUACGAAGUUUUGAAUGAGAGCCAAUCGAUUGUACCUAAUAAUGGGUGCCAUAUGUAAAUUAAGAAUACUAAUUUAAUCGUCGAAAUCACAAAUGGCUACGGAGACGCUUUUAAAAACGAACAAGCAUUCAAAGUAUAUAUCAUAUAGGAAAAUUUUGUAUCAUAGGUUUUUUGUUGGCCUACUAUUGUUUAUAGUAGUGUCUCUUGUGUUUACUGUGCUUUUUAAUAUUUACGCGGGAAGUUCGCCACGGACCGAAAUUUACGAACCAGUGAGCUUGGAUCUAGUGAGUUUACAAGUGACAAAAAUUAAACCGAACGCACCUUAUUCGGCGCCUCGCUUUUCAAAUUGUACAUAUUGGAGUUGUUUUAACGUUUACAAAUGCGGGAGAGGCGGCCACGAUAAGAUAACUAUCUACAUUUACCCGUUAAAAGAGUAUAGAACAGAAGAAGAUAGACUUAUAUCGCAAUUGUCUAAGGAGUUUUACGAAAUCCUAGAUACGAUAAGACAUAGUAAGUAUUACACAGCGAAUCCUGAGGAGGCUUGUUUGUUGGUGCCCAGCAUAGACACAUUGAACCAAAAUACAUUUUCAAGUAAACAUGUGUCUCAGGCAUUGCAAUCUCUACAAUUCUGGAAUAAUGGAGAAAACCAUCUCAUAUUCAACAUGUUACCGGGCAAUGUGCCCAAUUACGAAACAGUUGUCGAUCUCAACACAAGCAAAGCUAUUAUAGCAGGAUCUGGUUUCAAUACAUGGACUUUUCGAUAUGGAUUUGAUAUUUCAUUACCUUUAUACAGCGACGUUGCCAGAGGAAUUGACAAUACUCAGCCGGAACAGAAGAAUUACUUAAUAAUAUCCACACAGCAGAAUAUUCCAGAAGAUUAUCUAGCGGAGUUACAAAAUAUAGCAUCUUCAUCAAACGAUUUAUUAUUACUAGGCAAUUGUAAGAUGGAUUCAAAUAGAAUAGAUCAUACGAAACGCUGUGAAUACACGACUGGUAGAAUGUUUAACUAUCCAGAUAUAUUAAAAGAGGGUAUGUUCUGUCUGGUUGUUCGUAGCGCUAGACUGACUCAGUCUGUGUUAAUGGAUAUACUGGCUUCGCAAUGUAUUCCUAUAAUAAUAGCAGAUACAAUAGUCCUGCCAUUUAAUUCUCAUGUUGACUGGCAUCGUUUAUCAUUGUAUUUGCCUGAAGAUAAUAUAAAGAAUCUAUUGAGAAUAGUCCAUUCUGUAAGCAAGGAGAGACGUGGAGAGCUAUAUUGGCAGCUAAGAUGGGUCUAUGAGAGAUAUUUUGCGACUAUCGAAAAGAUUACUUUGACAAUGUUGGAAAUAUUGAAUGAAAAGGUGUUCCCUUUAGCUGCUAGAAUGUAUGAGGAAUGGAAUAUGCCAGAACAUUUGUAUGGUCCAGUGAACCCUCUGUUCCUGCCAGUGACCGCGCCAAAGUCCCCGGGUUUCACCGCGGUCAUCCUCACGUACGAUCGUGUGGAGAGUCUCUUCACCCUCAUCAGGAAGCUGGUGCGGACGCCCAGCCUCGCCAAGAUACUGGUCAUCUGGAACAACCAGAAUAAACCGCCGCCGCCUUCGUCCGACUGGCCAGUAAUAAACAAGCCGUUGAAAGUGAUCCGAACGAAAGAGAACAAACUAUCGAAUCGAUUUUAUCCGUACGAUGAGAUCGAGACGGAGUGUCAGCUGACUAUCGACGACGACAUAAUUAUGCUGACGCCCGAUGAAUUGGAAUUUGGUUUCGACGUGUGGAGGGAGUUCCCGGACCGCAUCGUGGGGUUCCCGUCGCGGCUGCACGUGUGGGACAACGUCACCUCCUCUUGGAGAUACCACAGUGAAUGGACCAACCAGAUCUCUAUGGUGCUGACCGGUGCAGCAUUCCACCAUAAGAUCUGGUCAUGGUACUACACGUAUAAAAUGCCAGCUGACAUCCGCACCUGGGUGGAUGAUAACUUCAACUGUGAAGACAUCGCUAUGAAUUUCCUAGUCGCUAAUGUUACAAGAAAACCCCCCAUCAAGGUAACACCUCGUAAGAAAUUCAAAUGUCCCGAAUGUACGAACACGGAGAUGUUGUCUGCGGACGCGCGGCACAUGUCGCAGCGCUCCGCCUGCAUACACAAGUUCACUGACACGUACGGACACAUGGCGCUGAAGGCGGUCGAGUUCCGCGCGGACCCGCUGCAGUACAGGGAGACUGCCGGCGUCCCGCAACUGUACCCUGAUAUAGGAGCACUCUGAGGUAACGGUUAUGCCACGUUAACGAAAGGUUAACAACAGGUUAACAAAA